CGUAGCCUAAUUUCUCGUCAGUCUAGCUGAGUCUAGCGUCGAGGUGACAUUACGCGUGUCUGGUGUGUCAAGAGGAUGAUCGUCGAGGGGUUUUGACAGCGACGAGUUCAUCGAGACGAUUUUCUCGCGACAUUCGGCGUCUCGGCCGCCAUUUUGGGCAAAGUGUUAUCUCGGAUUUUUCACCGGCGCUUGCCGGGUAGAUCGUGAAUUUCGAUAAAUCAGUGUUCGUGCGUAUCUCGUGUCGUUUACUCUCUCGCGAGUGUAGUGCGUGUCCGAUAAAAUGUCCGGGAGUGCCGUACGAAAUAACGGGCCGUUAUUGACGGAUUACUCGGUAUUGUGUGUGUAAUCGGAGCAAGCAAUCUCGCAGCCGUGUUGCACGUGAAGGAUCAUCUUGGAUGGCGCAAAGGAGCACCCAGCGACAAUCAGAAUCAGGGAGGAGCAAAGGCGAUACAUCGACCGAAAUCCAGUUUCACUGUGAAAUGGAGCGCUCGAAUGGAGCGCGCAAAUAACGCGAUCGCAGUUGGUUCUGUGGGCAACAGAAAUCGUGAGAAGGGGUCCUCUAUCCACUUGGGCAUUUUCGACGAGGCGCCGCUCCGUUAGCCGACACUUGUGUGCAACAUGUUCGGGACGAAAUUGCGCACGUGGAUGGAGGCACACAUCGUGCGAUCGAAGAAGAAGAAGGACCGGAAGAAGGGCGACAAGGGAUUCGACUCGAACUGUAACUCCCCAAGGAGCCACAGCGCCAACAGAUCGCCCGCUUUGCACCAGGUACACCCGAUAGAUUCACCGACAAAGAACGUGGACGGUAUCAGGUUGCACGGGGGCGGCUACGGGGCGACCGUGACCACCUCAUCCGGCAGCACUUCCGGCGGUACUGCCGGAAGUGUGAGUCUCUCCUCGCCGGAGAGCGCGUACUCGACCGGCUAUUCGACUGACGGCACCUCACCUGGCACCAGUUUCCCGCCCGAGUACUACAUCAACAUCAGGACUGGAACCCACUACUUCCAGAGCAGCGGAAGCGGCGGUGCAAACACCGCCGCCGCCGCCACCACUUCCAUCACUACCAAUAACAAUAACAACAAUAACAAGUCGAGAGCGAAGAGGCUUCCGGGCGACGUCAGGGAUCUAUCGUCGGGCUCGUCGGGAAAUGGAAGAGUCGAAGACAGGGAGCAGUCAUCCUCGAGCACGACGAACAUGAUCAGGGACAACGGUCAGCCGGAAGUACGAACGAGCACGCCGCACAAAAAUACGGAAACGAGUCAUAACCAGAGGCAACAGCAGCAGCAGGCGCAGCAAUCGAGGCAGCAAGGGAGUUCGCAUCGUCGGACGGAGUCCUAUUCGGCUGACUCAUCAAGAAACAACCUGCCCGUACCAUCGUCGAUACCGCCGCCGUUGGUCUCACCCCCGGUACAAUCACCCCGUGAACGUUCCCGUAUUCGGACGAAUCCGUGGCUGUCGGCCAACUCGUCUGGCUCCAGCACGAACGGCCUGAAGUCGCGACACGCCCGAGACGAGAGCAGCAGCAGCUCCGGGUUGAAGCUCACGGAGUCAUCCGGCAGCGCGAGCGAUGUCAAUCUGAACCUGAACAACGGCAGGGAGUCUCAGGGCAGGAGAGAGCAUCGUCAGGAGAGCCUCAGCGCAGGUCGAAGCCCGAUCAAUCAAAACUGGAGGAUUACAUCGGGCAUGGAGCUCCGACCCAAGAUCCCUCUGUCCUUGCAACGACGGGCCAGCAGCAGCAGCUCCUCGGCAUCCUCGGUGACGCGUAGCGCGCGCUCGUCCGAGGACGACAUCACGCUGAACGAGAUGAUGGGCAAGUUCGACGAGAGCUACGUGUACGAGAAGGAAACGGACAUUCUGUCGGACAGCGACCCGACCGACUGUGAGGAUUACAUCGACUCGUUGUCGGAUAUCGACACCGGCCAGGACGGCGGUGACGAGAACGAUCCGUUCGAGAACGACGACGAGCUCGAUUACAUCGACAACGGCUCGUUCCUCGACCUGGACAACCUGGAGUGCGGUGGCGCGGGUCAUUUUCCCAACACCGGUCAUUGCACCUAUUUCGCCUUUACCAGCGAACUGAACAGGCGCGGUACUAGGCUCCGCGAGUCCAUUCUCAAGCACAGGAACAAGGACGAGAUGGGCUCCCAGAGGAACGCGAAUGCGAGAACCAGCGCGAAGAGACAGAGCGCGCGGCACAAGAAGAUGGACGAUAAGCAGAACGAGAAACGCAAGAAGAGGAUAUCACAGCGUCGCAAGGCUGCUCUGGACAGGUGCGACGACGAGACGGCAAAUUUGAAUCGCGUGCUGGUGGAGAGGAUGCUACUGAAGAACUCAGGAUUCAAUCAGGGCAGCAGAAGUGUGGGUGGCACACCAAUGUGCCUGCGACGCAGAAAGCACGACGUUAACAAGAAUCUCUCGCCGAUGAGGCUGAACGACAAUUCGUCAGUCGUCAGACCCUCCAUGAUGGAGAAUGAGAUCGUCAAGAGGCGAUCGAACUCAGUAAGCUAUGUAAACGGCAACAUAGUACGACGCCACGUAGCCGGCAACACGUACAUGACCACAUUUGCGUCGGAAAUCGCGCUGAUCGAAGCGGAUAAGGAGGCUGAUCGCAAAUAUCGCGAGCUCAUCCUGGAGGCGGAGAAUAUCCUCGUGAGCAUGCAGAAGCACCAGAAUCCGUCGUCCCUGUGCAUACCGUCGCCGUCGCGCAAACUGCAUAACGGUCUCGCGAACAAGCGCGUCGAGCUCAUCAAGAACACGGAGCUAAAUAUCGAAUUGGCGCUAUCCAAGAGCCGCAAUUCUCAACCGGAACUGCAGAGCGGUAACAUUCGAGAUCUGGAGCACACCAGUCCGAAGCGACAAUUCACACAGCCGUGUUCGCCGAUCCAUCGAUUUAUGGAGAGGAACUCGCCGAGUGGAAACACCUUUGCGCCAAAGGAACCUUCUCCGCCCGCCUUCCGACAGCACGAGCUGACCAAGUGUCCGGAUUCGCCGGUGAUGCUACGCAGGACGACGCCCCAGAGCUCGCCCAGCAGAAGUUUGAUGCAUCAUCAGAUGCAUCGGAUGCGCAAUGGUGAACCAGAACUGAAGGAAUGCGGCAACAGAUCGCCUCGGCUCGCUCUGAACUGUAACGGCGGACCGAGGCUGGAUGCGAUGGACAUGAAGAACUCCUAUGGGGAUAAGACGCACGUGAACGGGAUAAAUUCCUCUCUCGCCGGAGGUAGAAAGGAGUUUCGCGCUGCGAGAGAGUCGAUGAAGGAGGAAGGCGUAACGUCCAGCUCGUCGGAUUCCGAGGAGAAGUGUGACGUGAGACGAAGGGCUCCGUUGAUGACCUUCAGGUCAAUCGACAUGGGUCCCAUCAAAGAAGGUUCUUCUUAUUGUCCGCAAAGCGAACCGGUGAAAAGGAAGGUGUAUGCCGGAAGUGCAACAUAUGGCAGAAUACAAAAGACACUGGGCGAGCAUAUUAUGCUGAGAAAUUCUGACGGCGAUACAGCGACUGAUGAUACUGAUGACUCGAGAAGAUCUCUGAAGGAGAAGAUGGCGCAGCUGCGACAAGAACGACUGGCGGCCGAGGCAAACGCGAACAACAUCCAAGAUAGUCAGUACUUCCAGCAUCAGUUGUCUCAGCUACGACGACAGAUGCUGAUGCAAACUAUAGAAGGUCUGAAACGCAGCCUCGAGGAUCAAUCGGCCACCCUGAAGCAAACUUGUUUAGAGCCGACGAGCCUGUUGACCAACGAGCUGCCCUGAAGCCGGUCUAUCAUCACGCGUGAUCAUGACUGAGAAAUUUACGACAUUUCGCUUUACUUCUUGCUCGAAGAGAAGGUGGACACCUGACAGGAUCGAAGUCACGAGCUUAUCCUGUCGUCGGCGGUGAAAAUCCACGAUUGGUCGGCCGCGCUGCGAGAAGUAUUGAUCAAAUGCGCGCCGAAUACCGAAUUAUUACAAUGACGCGAUCCUCCUCGGGCUCGAUGAUAUACCGUGGUCGGCUGAGUGCGGGUGCGCACAAUUAAAUCUCUAUUUUUCUGUCCGUCUACAUGAUGUGUAUGUAUGAGAGGGAGAGAGAAAAAAAAAAAAAGAUGAGUCGAAAUUGAGAAUGUCGUGUGUGUCCUCGCUGGGCAUUGUUCCACUCUGUUGUUUGUUUCCCGCCAGUAAUUAUUAACAUUACUCACGAACUUUACUUUUCGUCUUUCAGUUUGCAACUUUGUGCAGAUAGGCCGACUUUCGGUUAACGCUUUAGAUUAGCUUUCGCUAGCUCGAUUCUCAUCGUUCGAUCUAUCGUCGUAGUUUGCUCGCUUCAAAAUUUUUUUAAAUGAUAAGAAAUUCUUACGGAUCGUCAAAAUACAUUAGACUUGUCCUGAAACGCUAAUGUGGAAUUUUAUUGAUAAUUAAUAUAUCACCAAAUAAUCAUAUAAUAGUAUAAUUAAUAUUAUUACCUUAGAUUAAUAUUGCUAUAAUUGACUUUUUUUUAAAUAAAUAACGCGAUAUGUAAUAUUAAUGUUAUUACGAAAUUUGUGCAAUAGCUAUAAAAGGAAAGGAAAAAAAGGAACAACACGAACUAGUUCGAAACUGCACUAGGCUUUGACAGUCCUCAUUAGCGUUCUAGGAUAGAGCGUACACUAUUUAACAUCUAACGGGCCUAUUCACGGGUGUCUGUCUUUGACAUACUUUAGAAGAACAAAGAACAUAGUGAAAAAUCGUAAAAAAAACGUCAAAAGUAAGUCAUGCGAACGAAUAAUAUAUCAAUAUCAAAAAAAGCGCAUAGAUAUUUAGCGUAUAUCCAUCUAACCGAUUUAGAGAAUCACGGAUUUAGCUGAAACAUUAGUAGCGGAUAGGCACAAUUUUAAAAACUUAUAUAAUCCAUUUAGACAUUAGGAGAAAAUGAUAUAUGCCCAAUGAAUAUGGCCCAAUCCUGAUUAAAGCAGUCGGGAAAGGGUGGCGUUAACUGACACAGUUUGAUUAUUUGAGCCUCAUCGAGACAAAUAAAUUCCCUAAAUGUAGACUAAUAAGUAAAAUAUGCAUCUGAUCAGCUGAAUAUGGCUAAUUUUUAUUAAUAUUUUAUAAAAAUACAAAAAAUGGAGUCUUGAAGGAUUAAAUUAAAUAAACAAGCCGGGAAAAUCCGAUUAAGCAUUCGAAAUAAUAAAAGAAAUUAUGAUAGGAGAUUAAAAUUCAACAUGCUCCAGAUCAAAUGUGAAUCAAGGCUUCCCUUUCGCGAUGCUCUCGUUUCUUUCAACUUAAUCUGUCGCAGAGUAUACAUCCCUUCUGCUUUGAACUUAAUUGGACAUAAUUAUGCAAGAAGUUUUCCAUCGUACAUAUAUAUUAUACCAGUAAUAUACAUACAUCUAGUAAAAAAGUUACUGCGUUUCUCCUUCACGCAUGAUUGUGUCUAAUUCGACUGUAAACGUCAUCUUAUUUUCACACAAGAGAACAAAGAUAAUCGUUUCUCAUCGCAAAAGAGACAUCAUAACUAAGCUUACACAUAUUACUCAUAAUGUUCCUAUUUCUAUGCGAUAUUUGUAUCCCCGGAAGCGAGAUUUUCUCCAAUGAAUGAUCAUAUACAUUUGUCUCAGAUUAGAGUAACCAUCCCUCAGAUUAGUAUACCAAAGACGAUAGCUUAGCUAGAUAGUAGAUUAGAAUUGUUUAAUCGAUCAAAAAAAAAGCACGCAGCGAUGCAUAUUCGUAAUAUUAGAGAAUCAUGGUUAAGGCGUUUUUAGGACCUGGAUUUUCUAUUAGGAUAAAUGUUCGAGUUAUGUCAAGUCGAUUACAAAAAUCUUCCAUAUGAGCCAGAGUCAAAUAUUUCAGCAUUCCAGCAUUUGCAACAAAUUUAUGUAUCUAUACAUUGUUUUUCUCUUUUUUUUAAGUUUUAUGUUUUUAAGCGACUCAAAUGAUUGAUCUUUAAAUUUCAAACAAACGAAGAAUAUAUUUAUUUUAAUACAAUGUUUUAAAAGUUUGUUUUUAUUUAUUCGUUGAAUUUCGUUGAAUUGUGACUUCGGAAUUUUAGACUCUGGUUGGAGAUCGUCGAUAUUUUCGGUUAUAGUGAUAUUUUUAUUGUGAGAAUAGACUGAUAGUGUUAUCAAUUGUUAGAUUAAAAAAAUUUUUUAGCGGUUACUUAUACAUGUGAUUUAUAUGUUAAAGAUUCUCCGAGAACGACGGAUAUUGUAAGGCGCGCGCGCGAUAUAUUUAUUUGUGUUAGAUAUUAGGAAGCGUAGUAAAUGAUGAAAGCAUUAGACAAGUAUAGUGGCAGUAGCAUUAGUGCAUUAGGCAAUCGUCGAGUAAACGAAGUCUCACCACACACACAUUAUUUCUCCUCACCAUUUCUUCUAAAUCGUGAUUUGUAAUUCAUUUUUGUACGUCUCGAUGAUUUCCAUUCGAAGAUCGUGAUUUUUCGUAUUUUUUUAACCAGGGUGCAAAAGUCCUGCAACAUUCAAAUGUCUCGAAAACAGAGACUUUUUAAAAACGUGUUUAAAAUAAAAAUGGUAGGGCUUUAAGUAGCACAUUAAAUAA
Nylanderia fulva is the source of this 6501-nucleotide messenger RNA. RefSeq lists its product as uncharacterized. The record is from RefSeq and is a predicted model, not a curated record. NCBI's taxonomy places the organism in Eukaryota, Metazoa, Arthropoda, Insecta, Hymenoptera, Formicidae.